GUUAGGAGGCCGGGUGUUGAAGGCAUUCCGAUCGGAGUUGUCGCCCGGAGCGGUCGGUUCUAUUCGCUGUGCUUGGCGAUCCGUCGGCAGUCUUGCCGGCGCCGCCGUCGGCGAUGGACCACGACGAGGACAGGUCCCUGUCGCUGGGGACGGAGGUUUCGGCCUCCGUGCCCCCCCCUAGCCCCCUGACGGGAUGCUAUCUGCUGGCCGUCAUCGGCGAACCCCAUACUCAUGAGCACAAGGAGAUCAUUUUGCAGCGGCUCGUCAAAGGGCUGCUGUCAUGGGACUCCGGAGAACACCAGGUAGAUUUGGAGAAAGAGCUUGCCACCCUCACGGCCCAGGCACCCGAGGGGGAGGAGGCCAGAUAUGGAGAGCGUCUGAUCCAGUACGCGUCCGAGAACCUGGUGACGGAAAUCCUGAUCCACCCACAGAUGAACACGCUGAUGCAGUGCAUGAGGAACCUGCUCAGCUCGUUCACACGUCACCGACACCUGGUGCACGCUGGAUAUACUUUUGCUGGAAACGGCUCAUGGAUUAUGCAAGAUGGGACAUUCUCCCUCGCAGACUUUACUGAUGCUUACCAAGAGAAUGAAGUUCAGCGCGUCAUCCGCGCCUACGAGAACUCCAUCUCCAUUGACAUACACUGCUCCGGCGGCGACUGGCACAAACUACCAGACAUGCCGUUCGUGAAGCACUGCAAGAUAAGGAUUAACCCCACUGAUAUACUCGACACUGGCUCACAGGCCAUCAAGGAUUUUGUCACAUACCUGGAACCAUUCAUAGUUCCAGCCAGCUUGGAACAGCUCCUGAUAUCUAGCGACGUGGUCGGCAACAUCAGGUUCAGCCACCCAACUCUCUACGUGUUCCCUGGAGGACAAGGAGACGCCGCACUCUUUGGAAUUAACGGAUUUAAUAUGCUCGUCGACGGAGGGUUUUCCCGCAAAGCCUGUUGGUGGGAUUUUGCUCGUCACUUGGAUCGUCUGGACGCUGUAUUAUUCACAAGAAUAAACAAUUGCUCCGUCUCUGGGAUGGCUUCCGUACUGCAUCGCAAAGCCACCGCCAGCGUUUACCCACAAAUCGGACAUUUCUUCUGCAACCUUGAAGAACGUCGAGCGCUGGCUAGUCCAGACGGGGACAAAGACGCAGAUCCUCUACUGGUUUCUCUGCUUCAAACAGGCUCCGAUAUGAUGACUGAUCUCAGACACAUAAAUCUUAAGCCCCAACACUGCUAUAGAAGUCCUGAACCAAUAAAUUUAUACCAUAAAGUUGGACAUGGAACUUUAGAUAUGUACGUGCUUAAUCCGUCCAAGGACUCCAAAUAUGUGCGAGAGUUUCUUAAAAAAUGGCAUAAUAGUGAACAAAAGUUAUUUGAAAGUGCAAAAAUAUCAGGACAGUUCAAUUUUCCAAUUCCAAAUUUAGUGUCGAUAUGUGCCCUUCUGGUAUGGCGACCUGCAAAUCCAGACGAUACAAUUACGAGGAUAAUGUUUCCAGGCUCAACGCCCCAACAUAAAAUAUUUGAAGGUCUUGAAAAGUUAAAACACUUAGAAUUUUUGCAAUAUCCUACAUACACAGGAAGACAGAUGACUGCUACGGCUCCACUGCCGGCAACAACAACAACGGUUCCAAAAUCCACCAAAACAGUUUUAAGUAAAGGCCAGAAAGAAAAAAGUAUAAUCACAGAAAAGAAAGAAGAUAAAAUUAUGGAAUCAGACACCUCACACAAGUUUAUUAAAGAUGAAACAGAUUCAAAAAAUAUUAUUGACAAUAAACUUUUGAAUGAAUUAGUAGACGGAGAAGAAAAGAAAAUAGAAUCCGUUCUAAAUGAAGCCAUUACUGCUAGAGUUGAUACAAAGAUAGACGAUAAAAUUAACCAAUUUGAAAAUAAUGUAAUAGAUAGUAUGUCGAAAAAAAAAGAGGCAAAGAAAAAAAUUAUUGACAAAAAGAUUAAGCGGACUGAAAAGUCAGAUGACGGAAAAGAUACUGCAUUUAAACAGAGUGAAGUUAAACGAUCUGAAAGCGAUAAAAUAAAAUUCGAUUAUAAAAAGAAACAUGAAAGAACGAAACCUGAUAUUACAGCUUCAGUACCAAAGAGUAAAGUGAGUCAAAGAAUACUCCAGAAAACAGUAGAGAAGAAAAGUAUCCCGGAGAAAAAAAGUUUGGCAGAUGAAAAGAAAUCACCUCCAACGACACCAAAAAAAAUUUCAGAUACAAGGGCAACAACAAUGGUAAAAGAUAAAAUUAAAGGAAAAAUAAGAAAAUUAAGCCCAGGAAGUACUCCUGCUAAAAGCACAAAAGAAGCGAACAACAGGCGUGUAGCAGAAUCAAAGUACAAACAAGCUUCUCCGAAAAGAGAACCAACGACAAAGGUACCUGAUAAGAAAGAACCAAAACCUAAGCGUGAACCAAUUUCUCGUAGACCUAGACCGCUUGGAUCUCCAAUUAAAGGUCUAAAAGCAGCAAAAAGUCCUACAAAAACUCUAAAAUCAGUAAAAUCUGAAUCAUCAAAAAUAAAAGGCCUACAAAGAGUUAAUUAUGAGGAUAUAUUAAAAGAUGCUAAAAAAUCUGAUGAAGAUACUUCACUUGAUGAUAUUAAACAGCAAGAAUUGGAUGAUAGAGAAGAACAAGAAAUUGUAAGAGAGAUCGAGGCAGUAUUUAAUAGAGAUAGUGAAGCCGAAGAAAAAAUUGAAUACGUUGGACGAUCUGAUAUUGAAAAAAUAACAUGUAUAUUAGAUGACACUAAAACUGAAACAACUGUUGAUGGAGAAUUUGAAGAAGAAUAUCUUAUCAUUGAAAAAGAAGAAGUUGAUCAAUAUACUGAAGAAUCUAUAGCAGACCGCGAAAGUAGUCAUGAGAAAGAAGAUGAAUUACAGAAACAUAAAAAAGAUAAGGAAGAAUCUGAGAAGGAUAAAGUAGGUUCUAUAAAUUUAAGUCUGAAAGAUAAGAAAAUUGAAGAAUUAAUGAAACCAAAAAUUAUAUCAGAAAAAGAGACCAAAGAAUUAGAAUCUAAAGAACAUUCAGUGAGUUUAGAAGAGAAACAAGAUAUAAGUAGUGAAAAGAAGACUGAUAGUAAAAGUGGAAUCACGAAGCCAAAAGAUUCAAUGGAUAAUAUUGUUCACGAAUCUCAUCCAGAUGAAAAAGUUUCUACAACUAUUGAGUCCGGUGCUACCACCGCACCUACUUUACCUGAGGAUGAACGAAUUACUUUAGACGAAAUAAAAGAACAAGUAGAAGAAAAAUAUAUUAAGGAAGAAACAAAGGAAGUAUUUCCUCCUCAAACUCUUGUAGAUUUUCAUCAACCAUUUGAAAAAAGUAAGAAAGUCGUUACUCAGCCUGUGGCUAUUAGAGAUAUUGUAAAAACACCAGAUGAAGUUGCGGAUUUACCUUUACACGAAGAAGUCGAUUACCGCACAUACGAAGAGAAGAAAACUCCAAUAGAUGAGGAAUACAAACGAAAGUCAGAUCUUUUAAUCGACCAUGAAAUUCCUAGGGAUUUAGCUCUCCGAGAUAAACACACAAUUGAAAUUUCUAAGGAUAAAAAAGCCAUCUUGGAUGAUGUUAUAAUCAAAACUGUUCAACGUCCUUCACAUGCUGAACUAGUCACUGUAACUCCAGGCUCAGCGCCAGAAUCACCUAUUUACCAAGAUAAAAUAAAUAAGACUAUUUUAGCAGGAAAGGAAGAACUAGCACCAGUUAAAGAAUACGAUGUACAAGAGUAUCCUUAUAGUCAAUAUACUGAAAAGUUAAGGGAAACCCAUAUAACAACUGUUCACUCUCCCAUAAAGGAUGAAAUUCUCGUCAUCGAGGAAAUUUCUACAAUGCCUGAAAAGAUUCCAUCUAUUCCAGAAGAUGUUGAAAAAGAAAUAGAGGAGGCUAGUAAAUUAGAAAAAAUUGAAAAACCUAUACUUAGUCCAAAAGAUGUUGAAAAAAUUGUGGCUGAUGUAGCUGAAGUCCUAAAAUCAGAUAAAAGUCUUGAUGAACUUAUAGCAGAAAAAUCUCCUAUGCUUAGAAAAUCACCAGAACUAUUUUCUACCUUACAUAUAGAAAGUGAAUCCAUCGAGGCCACUAAAAAGUUUAUUUUUACUGAAAGAGACCACACAGAUAUUGGUAAACAUAAGAAAGAAGGAAGUCCUUUAAGGUCUACGACUUCUGAAGAUGUAAGUGAUGCUACUGAUAAAACUAUUCUUAGUGACGGAAAAAGAAUUAAAAGAGAAAUCACCGACAGCAAAGAUAUUUUAAUCCAGAAAGACAUUGAUGAAAAAUUUACAACUGAAGUAAAUGGAAUUCAUACUAAAUUGACAGCAUAUGAGCAAGAUGUUAGCACUGAUAGUUUAGAUCAGAUAGACAUUUUAGAGCCAAUGAAAUCUUUGCCAAAAGAUGACAUUGAGUCUGAGAGAAGGUUAAGUGGGACUUUGGAAACCGCUAAAACUUUAGAAAGGCUUGAAGAAAAAAUAACGGAUCUAAAAAAGAAAGGAGAGUUAUCAUUAAGUGACAAAUCACAACAAAUGUUAAGUGAAACUGAUAUAAGAACAACUCAACAAAAACAAACUGAAGACGAGCCAUCAACAACACAAUCUUCAGUUGAGACCCAUGAUGCAAAAAAAGUUACCACCAUCGAAACAGCUGCUACUGAAGUGGACGCAUCUCUCAGUCAAGUUCUUGAAAAGGAAUUUGUUGCUGAAGAAAGAAAAGUAGAAGAUAAAAUUAAAAUAGUUGAACAAAAGGACCGAGAUAAAAAACAAGUUACGACGGAUACUGGUAAACUAAAAGAAAAAUCCAGUCCAGAUAUAAUAAAAAGUAUCAAAGAUGUUGCAGUUCCUAUUUCUGACAAACUUGAUGAAAAGCAAGUAGGUUUAGAAAAACAUAAGAAGUCUCCAAAAGCCGAUGAGAAAAGUCGUAAAAUUGAAGAAGAUGAUCAAAAAAUUUCAAAAAUCGAUGAGAAGAAAAAAGAAAGCAAAUCGAUGAUAAGUAGUUUUAUGAAUAAAUUUGAUGAAAAAAUAAGUAAAGCGAAAGGAUUAUUUACAAAAAAAUCUGAAAAAUCUGUAGAACAAGACGACGGUGACAAACAAACUGAAAACAAAAUAAAAUCUGAUAUUCUCCCUGCUGCUAAACCUUCAACAAAACUUGAGGAUAAGAUUGAGGACUCUUCGAUUCCACGAGGAUUUGAAAUUUAUGAAAAUUAUAUGCAAGAACUACUUGCAUUUGAUGAAGAUUUUCAAUCGAUUCUGAAAAACUACACAAUCUUCAGUGAACCUGAAGAAAAUGUUAUAGUAAAAACGGAAAAAAUUAUACUGAAACAAAUAGCUGUAACCAGAACAACAGUUACAAAAACGGUAAAGACAAAAUACGCUGAUAUAUAUGGUCAUUUCCGAAAAGUUCAAACUUUAACAAUUAUAUCGGUAACUGAUGUCUACCUUGAUGGCACAUCAACCACAACACUGGAUGGAAAUACAACUUUUGCAGAUAUUGAAGAUGAGGAUAGUAUAUUAAAAGAAUUUGAUACUAAGGAAGAUACAAGUAUUGUUGAAAGAAAUGAAGAAAAAUAUACCAAAUAUGAAAUAAACACGAUAAUACAGAAAAUAAAUACGAUAACAAUUAAAGAAGUCUAUUUAAACCCGAGAGAUAAUACGAGAAAACUGAAAAAAACUGUAAAGACUAAAACUGAAAUAAUUUUAAGUAACAAUGAAAUUGAAAAUAUAAAAACAAUGAAAAUCUUUUUAUAUGAUUACAAUAAAGCUAGUAACAAGGAGUUAAACGAAAAAGUAAUAACAAUAUUUAUAACAUCUACAAAAACCAUAAAUUUGAAUAAGACAUUAAUUAAUAUAAAACAGAUCCGAACGCAAUUGAAAAGUGAAAUAUUAAGAGACGUAAGGGCUAUGAAGGGGGAUAUUAAGAGUGACCAAACUUUAACUUCCAUAAAAUCCCAUGAAUUAUUAGAAAAAGAUCACAAAGACGAAAAAUAUUCUGAAAUCGGAAGAGAAAAAGAAAAACUAGAAAGUAUAGAGUCACACAAAAAAUCCAAGCAAAUAACUGAAAAAGAUAAACCCUUGGGCCCAAAAGAUCAAACAGAAGAAGUUCCCGUCACACCAGCUUUGGCCAAAGCACCAUCUCCCACAAAAGAUGUUGUUACACAAGAAAAGGAAGGUGAAAAACCUGCACAGCCGGAGCCGACACCCGUCGACAAAGUUGAACCCGAGCCAGAGAAACCUUCUAGUCCUAAGGAUAAAGCAAAGGAUUUGCCUGAAAAGACUGUCACUGAAAAGGAGCCUUCGCCUAUCAUGGAAAUCAAAGACAUCAAGAAGGAAACGCUUGUUAGCGAAAAGACCCCAUCUCCCAUCGAGAAACUUGAACCCGAUGCAUUAAAACCUUUAAGCCCUAAGGACGAAAAGGAAAUUUCAGAAAAGAAACCAAUUACAGACAAGGUCCCCUCUCCGACUGAGGACCUUAAGGACAAGGUAGAAGAGGUCACACCUAAGGAGAAAGUAAAAACACCAACAGAAAAGGAAACUGUUGAAAAAGAAAAACCUUCGAGCCCGAAAGAACAAGAAAAAGAGGUUCCCGUCAAACCAUUUUUGGACAAAGCACCAUCGCCCACAAAAGAUGUGACAAAGGAAAAGGAAGGUGAAAAACCUGCACAGCCGGAGCCGACACCCGUCGACAAAGUUGAACCCGAGCCAGAGAAACCUUCUAGUCCUAAGGAUAAAGCAAAGGAUUUGCCUGAAAAGACUGUCACUGAAAAGGAGCCUUCGCCUAUCAUGGAAAUCAAAGACAUCAAGAAGGAAACGCUUGUUAGCGAAAAGACCCCAUCUUCCAUCGAGAAACUUGAACCCGAUGCAUUAAAACCUUUAAGCCCUAAGGACGAAAAGGAAAUUUCAGAAAAGAAACCAAUUACAGACAAGGUGCCCUCUCCGACUGAGGACCUUAAGGACAAGGUAGAAGAGGUCACACCUGAGGAGAAAGUAAAAUCACCAACAGAAAAGGAAACUGUUGAAAACGAGAAACCUUCGAGCCCGAAAGAACAAGAAAAAGCGGUUCCCGUCAAACCAUCUGUGGAUAAAGCACCAUCGCCCACAAAAGAUGUGACAAAGGAAAAAGAAGAUGAAAAACCUGCACAGCCGGAGCCGACACCCGUCGACAAAGUUGAACCCGAGCCAGAGAAACCUUCUAGUCCUAAGGAUAAAGCAAAGGAAUUGCCAGAAACGACUGUCACUGAAAAGGAGCCUUCGCCUAUCGCGGAAAUCAAAGAAAUCAAGAAGGAAACGCUUGUUAGCGAAAAGACCCCAUCUCCCAUCGAGAAACUUGAACCCGAUGCAUUAAAACCUUUAAGCCCUAAGGACGAAAAGGAAAUUUCAGAAAAGAAACCAAUUACAGACAAGGUGCCCUCUCCGACUGAGGACCUUAAGGACAAGGUAGAAGAAGUCACACCUGAGGAGAAAGUAAAAACACCAACGGAAAAGGAAACUGUUGAAAAAGAGAAACCUUCGAGCCCGAAAGAACAAGAAAAAGAGGUUCCCGUCAAACCAUCUCUGGAUAAAGCACCAUCGCCCACAAAAGAUGUGACAAAGGAAAAAGAAGGUGAAAAACCUGCACAGCCGGAGCCGACACCCGUCGACAAAGUUGAACCCGAGCCAGAGAAACCUUCUAGUCCUAAGGAUAAAGCAAAGGAAUUGCCAGAAACGACUGUCACUGAAAAGGAGCCUUCGCCUAUCGCGGAAAUCAAAGAAAUCAAGAAGGAAACGCUUGUUAGCGAAAAGACCCCAUCUCCCAUCGAGAAACUUGAACCCGAUGCAUUAAAACCUUUAAGCCCUAAGGACGAAAAGGAAAUUUCAGAAAAGAAACCAAUUACAGAAAAGGUGCCCUCUCCGACUGAGGACCUUAAGGACAAGGUAGAAGAGGUCACACCUGAGGAGAAAGUAAAAUCACCAACAGAAAAGGAAACUGUUGAAAAAGAGAAACCUUCGAGCCCGAAAGAACAAGAAAAAGAGGUUCCCGUCAAACCAUCUGUGGAUAAAGCACCAUCGCCCACAAAAGAUGUGACAAAGGGAAAAGAAGAUGAAAAACCUGCACAGCCGGAGCCGACACCCGUCGACAAAGUUGAACCCGAGCCAGAGAAACCUUCUAGUCCUAAGGAUAAAGCAAAGGAAUUGCCAGAAACGACUGUCACUGAAAAGGAGCCUUCGCCUAUCGCGGAAAUCAAAGAAAUCAAGAAGGAAACGCUUGUAAGCGAAAAGACCCCAUCUCCCAUCGAGAAACUUGAACCCGAUGCAUUAAAACCUUUAAGCCCUAAGGACGAAAAGGAAAUUUCAGAAAAGAAACCAAUUACAGACAAGGUGCCCUCUCCGACUGAGGACCUUAAGGACAAGGUAGAAGAGGUCACACCUGAGGAGAAAGUAAAAUCACCAACAGGAAAGGAAACUGUUGAAAAAGAGAAACCUUCGAGCCCGAAAGAACAAGAAAAAGAGGUUCCCGUCAAACCAUCUGUGGAUAAAGCACCAUCGCCCACAAAAGAUGUGACAAAGGAAAAAGAAGAUGAAAAACCUGCACAGCCGGAGCCGACACCCGUCGACAAAGUUGAACCCGAGCCAGAGAAACCUUCUAGUCCUAAGGAUAAAGCAAAGGAAUUGCCAGAAACGACUGUCACUGAAAAGGAGCCUUCGCCUAUCGCGGAAAUCAAAGAAAUCAAGAAGGAAACGCUUGUUAGCGAAAAGACCCCAUCUCCCAUCGAGAAACUUGAACCCGAUGCAUUAAAACCUUUAAGCCCUAAGGACGAAAAGGAAAUUUCAGAAAAGAAACCAAUUACAGAAAAGGUGCCCUCUCCGACUGAGGACCUUAAGGACAAGGUAGAAGAGGUCACACCUGAGGAGAAAGUAAAAUCACCAACAGAAAAGGAAACUGUUGAAAAAGAGAAACCUUCGAGCCCGAAAGAACAAGAAAAAGAGGUUCCCGUCAAACCAUCUGUGGAUAAAGCACCAUCGCCCACAAAAGAUGUGACAAAGGGAAAAGAAGAUGAAAAACCUGCACAGCCGGAGCCGACACCCGUCGACAAAGUUGAACCCGAGCCAGAAAAACCUUCUAGUCCUAAGGAUAAAGCAAAGGAAUUGCCAGAAACGACUGUCACUGAAAAGGAGCCUUCGCCUAUCGCGGAAAUCAAAGAAAUCAAGAAGGAAACGCUUGUAAGCGAAAAGACCCCAUCUCCCAUCGAGAAACUUGAACCCGAUGCAUUAAAACCUUUAAGCCCUAAGGACGAAAAGGAAAUUUCAGAAAAGAAACCAAUUACAGACAAGGUGCCCUCUCCGACUGAGGACCUUAAGGACAAGGUAGAAGAGGUCACACCUGAGGAGAAAGUAAAAUCACCAACAGAAAAGGAAACUGUUGAAAAAGAGAAACCUUCGAGCCCGAAAGAACAAGAAAAAGAGGUUCCCGUCAAACCAUCUAUGGAUAAAGCACCAUCGCCCACAAAAGAUGUGACAAAGGAAAAAGAAGGUGAAAAACCUGCACAGCCGGAGCCGACACCCGUCGACAAAGUUGAACCCGAGCCAGAGAAACCUUCUAGUCCUAAGGAUAAAGCAAAGGAAUUGCCAGAAACGACUGUCACUAAAAAGGAGCCUUCGCCUAUCGAGGAAAUCAAAGAAAUCAAGAAGGAAACGCUUGUUAGCGAAAAGACCCCAUCUCCCAUCGAGAAACUUGAACCCGAUGCAUUAAAACCUUUAAGCCCUAAGGACGAAAAGGAAAUUUCAGAAAAGAAACCAAUUACAGACAAGGUGCCCUCUCCGACUGAGGACCUUAAGGACAAGGUAGAAGAGGUCACACCUGAGGAGAAAGUAAAAUCACCAACAGAAAAGGAAACUGUUGAAAAAGAGAAACCUUCGAGCCCGAAAGAACAAGAAAAAGAGGUUCCCGUCAAACCAUCUAUGGACAAAGCACCAUCGCCCACAAAAGAUGUUGUUACACAAGAAAAGGAAGGUGAAAAACCUGCACAGCCGGAGCCGACACCCGUCGACAAAGUUGAACCCGAGCCAGAGAAACCUUCUAGUCCUAAGGAUAAAGCAAAGGAAUUGCCAGAAACGACUGUCACUGAAAAGGAGCCUUCGCCUAUCGCGGAAAUCAAAGAAAUCAAGAAGGAAACGCUUGUUAGCGAAAAGACCCCAUCUCCCAUCGAGAAACUUGAACCCGAUGCAUUAAAACCUUUAAGCCCUAAGGACGAAAAGGAAAUUUCAGAAAAGAAACCAAUUACAGACAAGGUGCCCUCUCCGACUGAGGACCUUAAGGACAAGGUAGAAGAAGUCACACCUGAGGAGAAAGUAAAAACACCAACGGAAAAGGAAACUGUUGAAAAAGAGAAACCUUCGAGCCCGAAAGAACAAGAAAAGGAGGUUCCCGUCAAACCAUCUGUGGAUAAAGCACCAACGCCCACAAAAGAUGUUGUUACACAAGAAAAGGAAGGUGAAAAACCUGCACAGCCGGAGCCGACACCCGUCGACAAAGUUGAACCCGAGCCAGAGAAACCUUCUAGUCCUAAGGAUAAAGCAAAGGAUUUGCCUGAAAAGACUGUCACUGAAAAGGAGCCUUCGCCUAUCAUGGAAAUCAAAGACAUCAAGAAGGAAACGCUUGUUAGCGAAAAGACCCCAUCUCCCAUCGAGAAACUUGAACACGAUGCAUUAAAACCUUUAAGCCCUAAGGACGAAAAGGAAAUUUCAGAAAAGAAACCAAUUACAGACAAGGUGCCCUCUCCGACUGAGGACCUUAAGGACAAGGUAGAAGAGGUCACACCUGAGGAGAAAGUAAAAUCACCAACAGAAAAGGAAACUGUUGAAAAAGAAAAACCUUCGAGCCCGAAAGAACAAGAAAAAGAGGUUCCCGUCAAACCAUCUGUGGAUAAAGCAUCAUCGCCCACAAAAGAUGUGACAAAGGAAAAAGAAGGUGAAAAACCUGCACAGCCGGAGCCGACACCCGUCGACAAAGUUGAACCCGAGCCAGAGAAACCUUCUAGUCCUAAGGAUAAAGUAAAAGAAUUGCCAGAAAAGACUGUCACUGAAAAGGAGCCUUCGCCUAUCGCGGAAAUCAAAGAAAUCAAGAAGGAAACGCUAGUUAGCGAAAAGACCCCAUCUCCCAUCGAGAAACUUGAACCCGAUGCAUUAAAACCUUUAAGCCCUAAGGACGAAAAGGAAAUUUCAGAAAAGAAACCAAUUACAGACAAGGUGCCCUCUCCGACUGAGGACCUUAAGGACAAGGUAGAAGAGGUCACACCUGAGGAGAAAGUAAAAUCACCAACAGAAAAGGAAACUGUUGAAAAAGAGAAACCUUCGAGCCCGAAAGAACAAGAAAAAGAGGUUCCCGUCAAACCAUCUCUGGAUAAAGCACCAUCGCCCACAAAAGAUGUGACAAAGGAAAAAGAAGGUGAAAAACCUGCACAGCCGGAGCCGACACCCGUCGACAAAGUUGAACCCGAGCCAGAGAAACCUUCUAGUCCUAAGGAUAAAGCAAAGGAAUUGCCAGAAACGACUGUCACUAAAAAGGAGCCUUCGCCUAUCGAGGAAAUCAAAGAAAUCAAGAAGGAAACGCUUGUUAGCGAAAAGACCCCAUCUCCCAUCGAGAAACUUGAACCCGAUGCAUUAAAACCUUUAAGCCCUAAGGACGAAAAGGAAAUUUCAGAAAAGAAACCAAUUACAGACAAGGUGCCCUCUCCGACUGAGGACCUUAAGGACAAGGUAGAAGAGGUCACACCUGAGGAGAAAGUAAAAUCACCAACAGAAAAGGAAACUGUUGAAAAAGAGAAACCUUCGAGCCCGAAAGAACAAGAAAAAGAGGUUCCCGUCAAACCAUCUAUGGACAAAGCACCAUCGCCCACAAAAGAUGUUGUUACACAAGAAAAGGAAGGUGAAAAACCUGCACAGCCGGAGCCGACACCCGUCGACAAAGUUGAACCCGAGCCAGAGAAACCUUCUAGUCCUAAGGAUAAAGCAAAGGAAUUGCCAGAAACGACUGUCACUGAAAAGGAGCCUUCGCCUAUCGCGGAAAUCAAAGAAAUCAAGAAGGAAACGCUUGUUAGCGAAAAGACCCCAUCUCCCAUCGAGAAACUUGAACCCGAUGCAUUAAAACCUUUAAGCCCUAAGGACGAAAAGGAAAUUUCAGAAAAGAAACCAAUUACAGACAAGGUGCCCUCUCCGACUGAGGACCUUAAGGACAAGGUAGAAGAGGUUACACCUGAGAGGAAAGUAAAAUCACCAACAGAAAAGGAAACUGUUGAAAAAGAGAAACCUUCGAGCCCGAAAGAACAAGAAAAAGAGGUUCCCGUCAAACCAUCUUUGGACAAAGCACCAUCGCCCACAAAAGAUGUUGUUACACAAGAAAAGGAAGGUGAAAAACCUGCACAGCCGGAGCCGACACCCGUCGACAAAGUUGAACCCGAGCCAGAGAAACCUUCUAGUAUUAAGGAUAAAGCAAAGGAUUUGCCUGAAAAGACUGUCACUGAAAAGGAGCCUUCGCCUAUCAUGGAAAUCAAAGACAUCAAGAAGGAAACGCUUGUUAGCGAAAAGACCCCAUCUCCCAUCGAGAAACUUGAACAAGAUGCAUUAAAACCUUUAAGCCCUAAGGACGAAAAGGAAAUUUCAGAAAAGAAACCAAUUACAGACAAGGUGCCCUCUCCGACUGCGGAACUUAAGGACAAGGUAGAAGAGGUCACACCUGAGGAGAAAGUAAAAUCACCAACAGAAAAGGAAACUGUUGAAAAAGAGAAACCUUCGAGCCCGAAAGAACAAGAAAAAGAGGUUCCCGUCAAACCAUCUUUGGACAAAGCACCAUCGCCCACAAAAGAUGUUGUUACACAAGAAAAGGAAGGUGAAAAACCUGAACAGCCGGAGCCCACACCCGUCGACAAAGUUGAACCCGAGCCAGAGAAACCUUCUAGUCCUAAGGAUAAAGCAAAGGAUUUGCCUGAAAAGACUGUCACUGAAAAGGAGCCUUCGCCUAUCAUGGAAAUCAAAGACAUCAAGAAGGAAACGCUUGUUAGCGAAAAGACCCCAUCUCCCAUCGAGAAACUUGAACCCGAUGCAUUAAAACCUUUAAGCCCUAAGGACGAAAAGGAAAUUUCAGAAAAGAAACCAAUUACAGACAAGGUGCCCUCUCCGACUGAGGACCUUAAGGACAAGGUAGAAGAGGUUACACCUGAGGAGAAAGUAAAAUCACCAACAGAAAAGGAAACUGUUGAAAAAGAGAAACCUUCGAGCCCGAAAGAACAAGAAAAAGAGGUUCCCGUCAAACCAUCUUUGGACAAAGCACCAUCGCCCACAAAAGAUGUUGUUACACAAGAAAAGGAAGGUGAAAAACCUGCACAGCCGGAGCCGACACCCGUCGACAAAGUUGAACCCGAGCCAGAGAAACCUUCUAGUCCUAAGGAUAAAGCAAAGGAUUUGCCUGAAAAGACUGUCACUGAAAAGGAGCCUUCGCCUAUCAUGGAAAUCAAAGACAUCAAGAAGGAAACGCUUGUUAGCGAAAAGACCCCAUCUCCCAUCGAGAAACUUGAACACGAUGCAUUAAAACCUUUAAGCCCUAAGGACGAAAAGGAAAUUUCAGAAAAGAAACCAAUUACAGACAAGGUGCCCUCUCCGACUGCGGAACUUAAGGACAAGGUAGAAGAGGUCACACCUGAGGAGAAAGUAAAAUCACCAACAGAAAAGGAAACUGUUGAAAAAGAGAAACCUUCGAGCCCGAAAGAACAAGAAAAAGAGCCGGAGCCCACACCCGUCGACAAAGUUGAACCCGAGCCAGAGAAACCUUCUAGUCCUAAGGAUAAAGCAAAGGAUUUGCCUGAAAAGACUGUCACUGAAAAGGAGCCUUCGCCUAUCAUGGAAAUCAAAGACAUCAAGAAGGAAACGCUUGUUAGCGAAAAGACCCCAUCUCCCAUCGAGAAACUUGAACCCGAUGCAUUAAAACCUUUAAGCCCUAAGGACGAAAAGGAAAUUUCAGAAAAGAAACCAAUUACAGACAAGGUCCCCUCUCCGACUGAGGACCUUAAGGACAAGGUAGAAGAGGUCACACCUAAGGAGAAAGUAAAAACACCAACAGAAAAGGAAACUGUUGAAAAAGAGAAACCUUCGAGCCCGAAAGAACAAGAAAAAGAGGUUCCCGUCAAACCAUCUUUGGACAAAGCACCAUCGCCCACAAAAGAUGUUGUUACACAAGAAAAGGAAGGUGAAAAACCUGAACAGCCGGAGCCCACACCCGUCGACAAAGUUGAACCCGAGCCAGAGAAACCUUCUAGUCCUAAGGAUAAAGCAAAGGAUUUGCCUGAAAAGACUGUCACUGAAAAGGAGCCUUCACCUAUCAUGGAAAUCAAAGAAAUCAAGAAGGAAACGUUAGUUAGCGAAAAGACCCCAUCUCCCAUCGAGAAACUUGAACCCGAUGCAUUAAAACCUUUAAGCCCUAAGGACGAAAAGGAAAUUUCAGAAAAGAAACCAAUUACAGACAAGGUGCCCUCUCCGACUGAGGACCUUAAGGACAAGGUAGAAGAGGUCACACCUGAGGAGAAAGUAAAAACACCAACAGAAAAGGAAACUGUUGAAAAAGAGAAACCUUCGAGCCCGAAAGAACAAGAAAAAGAGGUUCCCGUCAAACCAUCUUUGGACAAAGCACCAUCGCCCACAAAAGAUGUUGUUACACAAGAAAAGGAAGGUGAAAAACCUGAACAGCCGGAGCCCACACCCGUCGACAAAGUUGAACCCGAGCCAGAGAAACCUUCUAGUCCUAAGGGUAAAGCAAAGGAUUUGCCUGAAAAGACUGUCACUGAAAAGGAGCCUUCACCUAUCAUGGAAAUCAAAGAAAUCAAGAAGGAAACGCUAGUUAGCGAAAAGACCCCAUCUCCCAUCGAGAAACUUGAACCCGAUGCAUUAAAACCUUUAAGCCCUAAGGACGAAAAGGAAAUUUCGGAAAAGAAAGCAAUUACAGACAAGGUGCCCUCUCCGACUGAGGACCUUAAGGACAAGGUAGAAGAGGUCACACCUGAGGAGAAAGUAAAAACACCAACAGAAAAGGAAACUGUUGAAAAAAUGAAACCUUCGAGCCCGAAAGAACAAGAAAAAGAGGUUCCCGUCAAACCAUCUCUGGAUAAAGCACCAUCGCCCACAAAAGAUGUGACAAAGGAAAAGGAAGGUGAAAAACCUGCACAGCCGGAGCCGACACCCGUCGACAAAGUUGAACCCGAGCCAGAGAAACCUUCUAGUCCUAAGGAUAAAGCAAAGGAUUUGCCUGAAAAGACUGUCACUGAAAAGGAGCCUUCGCCUAUCAUGGAAAUCAAAGACAUCAAGAAGGAAACGCUUGUUAGCGAAAAGACCCCAUCUCCCAUCGAGAAACUUGAACCCGAUGCAUUAAAACCUUUAAGCCCUAAGGACGAAAAGGAAAUUUCAGAAAAGAAACCAAUUACAGACAAGGUCCCCUCUCCGACUGAGGACCUUAAGGACAAGGUAGAAGAGGUCACACCUAAGGAGAAAGUAAAAACACCAACAGAAAAGGAAACUGUUGAAAAAGAGAAACCUUCGAGCCCGAAAGAACAAGAAAAAGAGGUUCCCGUCAAACCAUCUUUGGACAAAGCACCAUCGUCCACAAAAGAUGUUGUUACACAAGAAAAGGAAGGUGAAAAACCUGAACAGCCGGAGCCCACACCCGUCGACAAAGUUGAACCCGAGCCAGAGAAACCUUCUAGUCCUAAGGAUAAAGCAAAGGAUUUGCCUGAAAAGACUGUCACUGAAAAGGAGCCUUCACCUAUCAUGGAAAUCAAAGAAAUCAAGAAGGAAACGUUAGUUAGCGAAAAGACCCCAUCUCCCAUCGAGAAACUUGAACCCGAUGCAUUAAAACCUUUAAGCCCUAAGGACGAAAAGGAAAUUUCAGAAAAGAAACCAAUUACAGACAAGGUGCCCUCUCCGACUGAGGACCUUAAGGACAAGGUAGAAGAGGUCACACCUGAGGAGAAAGUAAAAACACCAACAGAAAAGGAAACUGUUGAAAAAGAGAAACCUUCGAGCCCGAAAGAACAAGAAAAAGAGGUUCCCGUCAAACCAUCUUUGGACAAAGCACCAUCGCCCACAAAAGAUGUUGUUACACAAGAAAAGGAAGGUGAAAAACCUGAACAGCCGGAGCCCACACCCGUCGACAAAGUUGAACCCGAGCCAGAGAAACCUUCUAGUCCUAAGGGUAAAGCAAAGGAUUUGCCUGAAAAGACUGUCACUGAAAAGGAGCCUUCACCUAUCAUGGAAAUCAAAGAAAUCAAGAAGGAAACGCUAGUUAGCGAAAAGACCCCAUCUCCCAUCGAGAAACUUGAACCCGAUGCAUUAAAACCUUUAAGCCCUAAGGACGAAAAGGAAAUUUCGGAAAAGAAAGCAAUUACAGACAAGGUGCCCUCUCCGACUGAGGACCUUAAGGACAAGGUAGAAGAGGUCACACCUGAGGAGAAAGUAAAAACACCAACAGAAAAGGAAACUGUUGAAAAAAUGAAACCUUCGAGCCCGAAAGAACAAGAAAAAGAGGUUCCCGUCAAACCAUCUUUGGACAAAGCACCAUCGCCCACAAAAGAUGUGACAAAGGAAAAGGAAGGUGAAAAACCUGCACAGCCGGAGCCGACACCCGUCGACAAAGUUGAACCCGAGCCAGAGAAACCUUCUAGUCCUAAGGAUAAAGCAAAGGAUUUGCCUGAAAAGACUGUCACUGAAAAGGAGCCUUCGCCUAUCAUGGAAAUCAAAGACAUCAAGAAGGAAACGCUUGUUAGCGAAAAGACCCCAUCUCCCAUCGAGAAACUUGAACCCGAUGCAUUAAAACCUUUAAGCCCUAAGGACGAAAAGGAAAUUUCAGAAAAGAAACCAAUUACAGACAAGGUCCCCUCUCCGACUGAGGACCUUAAGGACAAGGUAGAAGAGGUCACACCUAAGGAGAAAGUAAAAACACCAACAGAAAAGGAAACUGUUGAAAAAGAGAAACCUUCGAGCCCGAAAGAACAAGAAAAAGAGGUUCCCGUCAAACCAUCUUUGGACAAAUCACCAUCGCCCACAAAAGAUGUUGUUACACAAGAAAAGGAAGGUGAAAAACCUGAACAGCCGGAGCCCACACCCGUCGACAAAGUUGAACCCGAGCCAGAGAAACCUUCUAGUCCUAAGGAUAAAGCAAAGGAUUUGCCUGAAAAGACUGUCACUGAAAAGGAGCCUUCGCCUAUCAUGGAAAUCAAAGACAUCAAGAAGGAAACGCUUGUUAGCGAAAAGACCCCAUCUCCCAUCGAGAAACUUGAACCCGAUGCAUUAAAACCUUUAAGCCCUAAGGACGAAAAGGAAAUUUCAGAAAAGAAACCAAUUACAGACAAGGUGCCCUCUCCGACUGAGGACCUUAAGGACAAGGUAGAAGAGGUCACACCUGAGGAGAAAGUAAAAUCACCAACAGAAAAGGAAACUGUUGAAAAAGAGAAACCUUCGAGCCCGAAAGAACAAGAAAAAGAGGUUCCCGUCAAACCAUCUAUGGACAAAGCACCAUCGCCCACAAAAGAUGUUGUUACACAAGAAAAGGAAGGUGAAAAACCUGCACAGCCGGAGCCGACACCCGUCGACAAAGUUGAACCCGAGCCAGAGAAACCUUCUAGUCCUAAGGAUAAAGCAAAGGAAUUGCCAGAAACGACUGUCACUGAAAAGGAGCCUUCGCCUAUCGCGGAAAUCAAAGAAAUCAAGAAGGAAACGCUUGUUAGCGAAAAGACCCCAUCUCCCAUCGAGAAACUUGAACCCGAUGCAUUAAAACCUUUAAGCCCUAAGGACGAAAAGGAAAUUUCAGAAAAGAAACCAAUUACAGACAAGGUGCCCUCUCCGACUGAGGACCUUAAGGACAAGGUAGAAGAGGUCACACCUGAGGAGAAAGUAAAAUCACCAACAGAAAAGGAAACUGUUGAAAAAGAGAAACCUUCGAGCCCGAAAGAACAAGAAAAAGAGGUUCCCGUCAAACCAUCUUUGGACAAAGCACCAUCGCCCACAAAAGAUGUUGUUACACAAGAAAAGGAAGGUGAAAAACCUGCACAGCCGGAGCCGACACCCGUCGACAAAACUGUCACUGAAAAGGAGCCUUCGCCUAUCAUGGAAAUCAAAGACAUCAAGAAGGAAACGCUUGUUAGCGAAAAGACCCCAUCUCCCAUCGAGAAACUUGAACCCGAUGCAUUAAAACCUUUAAGCCCUAAGGACGAAAAGGAAAUUUCAGAAAAGAAACCAAUUACAGACAAGGUGCCCUCUCCGACUGCGGAACUUAAGGACAAGGUAGAAGAGGUCACACCUGAGGAGAAAGUAAAAUCACCAACAGAAAAGGAAACUGUUGAAAAAGAGAAACCUUCGAGCCCGAAAGAACAAGAAAAAGAGGUUCCCGUCAAACCAUCUAUGGACAAAGCACCAUCGCCCACAAAAGAUGUUGUUACACAAGAAAAGGAAGGUGAAAAACCUGCACAGCCGGAGCCGACACCCGUCGACAAAGUUGAACCCGAGCCAGAGAAACCUUCUAGUCCUAAGGAUAAAGCAAAGGAUUUGCCAGAAACGACUGUCACUGAAAAGGAGCCUUCGCCUAUCGCGGAAAUCAAAGAAAUCAAGAAGGAAACGCUUGUUAGCGAAAAGAUCCCAUCUCCCAUCGAGAAACUUGAACCCGAUGCAUUAAAACCUUUAAGCCCUAAGGACGAAAAGGAAAUUUCAGAAAAGAAACCAAUUACAGACAAGGUGCCCUCUCCGACUGAGGACCUUAAGGACAAGGUAGAAGAGGUCACACCUGAGGAGAAAGUAAAAUCACCAACAGAAAAGGAAACUGUUGAAAAAGAGAAACCUUCGAGCCCGAAAGAACAAGAAAAAGAGGUUCCCGUCAAACCAUCUGUGGAUAAAGCACCAUCGCCCACAAAAGAUGUGACAAAGGAAAAAGAAGAUGAAAAACCUGCACAGCCGGAGCCGACACCCGUCGACAAAGUUGAACCCGAGCCAGAGAAACCUUCUAGUCCUAAGGAUAAAGCAAAGGAAUUGCCAGAAACGACUGUCACUGAAAAGGAGCCUUCGCCUAUCGCGGAAAUCAAAGAAAUCAAGAAGGAAACGCUUGUUAGCGAAAAGACCCCAUCUCCCAUCGAGAAACUUGAACCCGAUGCAUUAAAACCUUUAAGCCCUAAGGACGAAAAGGAAAUUUCAGAAAAGAAACCAAUUACAGACAAGGUGCCCUCUCCGACUGCGGACCUUAAGGACAAGGUAGAAGAGGUCACACCUGAGGAGAAAGUAAAAUCACCAACAGAAAAGGAAACUGUUGAAAAAGAGAAACCUUCGAGCCCGAAAGAACAAGAAAAAGAGGUUCCCGUCAAACCAUCUUUGGACAAAGCACCAUCGCCCACAAAAGAUGUUGUUACACAAGAAAAGGAAGGUGAAAAACCUGCACAGCCGGAGCCGACACCCGUCGACAAAGUUGAACCCGAGCCAGAGAAACCUUCUAGUCCUAAGGAUAAAGCAAAGGAUUUGCCUGAAAAGACUGUCACUGAAAAGGAGCCUUCGCCUAUCAUGGAAAUCAAAGACAUCAUGAAGGAAACGCUUGUUAGCGAAAAGACCCCAUCUCCCAUCGAGAAACUUGAACCCGAUGCAUUAAAACCUUUAAGCCCUAAGGACGAAAAGGAAAUUUCAGAAAAGAAACCAAUUACAGACAAGGUGCCCUCUCCGACUGCGGACCUUAAGGACAAGGAAACUGUUGAAAAAGAGAAACCUUCGAGCCCGAAAGAACAAGAAAAAGAGGUUCCCGUCAAACCAUCUUUGGACAAAGCACCAUCGCCCACAAAAGAUGUUGUUACACAAGAAAAGGAAGGUGAAAAACCUGCACAGCCGGAGCCGACACCCGUCGACAAAGUUGAACCCGAGCCAGAGAAACCUUCUAGUCCUAAGGAUAAAGCAAAGGAUUUGCCUGAAAAGACUGUCACUGAAAAGGAGCCUUCGCCUAUCAUGGAAAUCAAAGACAUCAUGAAGGAAACGCUUGUUAGCGAAAAGACCCCAUCUCCCAUCGAGAAACUUGAACCCGAUGCAUUAAAACCUUUAAGCCCUAAGGACGAAAAGGAAAUUUCAGAAAAGAAACCAAUUACAGACAAGGUGCCCUCUCCGACUGCGGACCUUAAGGACAAGGUAGAAGAGGUCACACCCGAGGAGAAAGUAAAAUCACCAACAGAAAAGGAAACUGUUGAAAAAGAGAAACCUUCGAGCCCGAAAGAACAAGAAAAAGAGGUUCCCGUCAAACCAUCUUUGGACAAAGCACCAUCGCCCACAAAAGAUGUUGUUACACAAGAAAAGGAAGGUGAAAAACCUGCACAGCCGGAGCCGACACCCGUCGACAAAGUUGAACCCGAGCCAGAGAAACCUUCUAGUCCUAAGGAUAAAGCAAAGGAUUUGCCUGAAAAGACUGUCACUGAAAAGGAGCCUUCGCCUAUCAUGGAAAUCAAAGACAUCAUGAAGGAAACGCUUGUUAGCGAAAAGACCCCAUCUCCCAUCGAGAAACUUGAACCCGAUGCAUUAAAACCUUUAAGCCCUAAGGACGAAAAGGAAAUUUCAGAAAAGAAACCAAUUACAGACAAGGUGCCCUCUCCGACUGCGGACCUUAAGGACAAGGUAGAAGAGGUCACACCCGAGGAGAAAGUAAAAUCACCAACAGAAAAGGAAACUGUUGAAAAAGAGAAACCUUCGAGCCCGAAAGAACAAGAAAAAGAGGUUCCCGUCAAACCAUCUUUGGACAAAGCACCAUCGCCCACAAAAGAUGUUGUUACACAAGAAAAGGAAGGUGAAAAACCUGCACAGCCGGAGCCGACACCCGUCGACAAAGUUGAACCCGAGCCAGAGAAACCUUCUAGUCCUAAGGAUAAAGCAAAGGAUUUGCCUGAAAAGACUGUCACUGAAAAGGAGCCUUCGCCUAUCAUGGAAAUCAAAGACAUCAUGAAGGAAACGCUUGUUAGCGAAAAGACCCCAUCUCCCAUCGAGAAACUUGAACCCGAUGCAUUAAAACCUUUAAGCCCUAAGGACGAAAAGGAAAUUUCAGAAAAGAAACCAAUUACAGACAAGGUGCCCUCUCCGACUGCGGACCUUAAGGACAAGGUAGAAGAGGUCACACCUGAGGAGAAAGUAAAAUCACCAACAGAAAAGGAAACUGUUGAAAAAGAGAAACCUUCGAGCCCGAAAGAACAAGAAAAAGAGGUUCCCGUCAAACCAUCUAUGGACAAAGCACCAUCGCCCACAAAAGAUGUUGUUACACAAGAAAAGGAAGGUGAAAAACCUGCACAGCCGGAGCCGACACCCGUCGACAAAGUUGAACCCGAGCCAGAGAAACCUUCUAGUCCUAAGGAUAAAGCAAAGGAUUUGCCUGAAAAGACUGUCACUGAAAAGGAGCCUUCGCCUAUCAUGGAAAUCAAAGACAUCAAGAAGGAAACGCUUGUUAGCGAAAAGACCCCAUCUCCCAUCGAGAAACUUGAACCCGAUGCAUUAAAACCUUUAAGCCCUAAGGACGAAAAGGAAAUUUCAGAAAAGAAACCAAUUACAGACAAGGUGCCCUCUCCGACUGAGGACCUUAAGGACAAGGUAGAAGAGGUCACACCUGAGGAGAAAGUAAAAUCACCAACAGAAAAGGAAACUGUUGAAAAAGAGAAACCUUCGAGCCCGAAAGAACAAGAAAAAGAGGUUCCCGUCAAACCAUCUGUGGAUAAAGCACCAUCGCCCACAAAAGAUGUGACAAAGGAAAAAGAAGAUGAAAAACCUGCACAGCCGGAGCCGACACCCGUCGACAAAGUUGAACCCGAGCCAGAGAAACCUUCUAGUCCUAAGGAUAAAGCAAAGGAAUUGCCAGAAACGACUGUCACUGAAAAGGAGCCUUCGCCUAUCGCGGAAAUCAAAGAAAUCAAGAAGGAAACGCUUGUUAGCGAAAAGACCCCAUCUCCCAUCGAGAAACUUGAACCCGAUGCAUUAAAACCUUUAAGCCCUAAGGACGAAAAGGAAAUUUCAGAAAAGAAACCAAUUACAGACAAGGUGCCCUCUCCGACUGAGGACCUUAAGGACAAGGUAGAAGAGGUCACACCUGAGGAGAAAGUAAAAUCACCAACAGAAAAGGAAACUGUUGAAAAAGAGAAACCUUCGAGCCCGAAAGAACAAGAAAAAGAGGUUCCCGUCAAACCAUCUUUGGACAAAGCACCAUCGCCCACAAAAGAUGUGACAAAGGAAAAGGAAGGUGAAAAACCUGCACAGCCGGAGCCGACACCCGUCGACAAAGUUGAACCCGAGCCAGAGAAACCUUCUAGUCCUAAGGAUAAAGCAAAGGAUUUGCCUGAAAAGACUGUCACUGAAAAGGAGCCUUCGCCUAUCAUGGAAAUCAAAGACAUCAUGAAGGAAACGCUUGUUAGCGAAAAGACCCCAUCUCCCAUCGAGAAACUUGAACCCGAUGCAUUAAAACCUUUAAGCCCUAAGGACGAAAAGGAAAUUUCAGAAAAGAAACCAAUUACAGACAAGGUGCCCUCUCCGACUGCGGACCUUAAGGACAAGGUAGAAGAGGUCACACCCGAGGAGAAAGUAAAAUCACCAACAGAAAAGGAAACUGUUGAAAAAGAGAAACCUUCGAGCCCGAAAGAACAAGAAAAAGAGGUUCCCGUCAAACCAUCUUUGGACAAAGCACCAUCGCCCACAAAAGAUGUUGUUACACAAGAAAAGGAAGGUGAAAAACCUGCACAGCCGGAGCCGACACCCGUCGACAAAGUUGAACCCGAGCCAGAGAAACCUUCUAGUCCUAAGGAUAAAGCAAAGGAUUUGCCUGAAAAGACUGUCACUGAAAAGGAGCCUUCGCCUAUCAUGGAAAUCAAAGACAUCAUGAAGGAAACGCUUGUUAGCGAAAAGACCCCAUCUCCCAUCGAGAAACUUGAACCCGAUGCAUUAAAACCUUUAAGCCCUAAGGACGAAAAGGAAAUUUCAGAAAAGAAACCAAUUACAGACAAGGUGCCCUCUCCGACUGCGGACCUUAAGGACAAGGUAGAAGAGGUCACACCCGAGGAGAAAGUAAAAUCACCAACAGAAAAGGAAACUGUUGAAAAAGAGAAACCUUCGAGCCCGAAAGAACAAGAAAAAGAGGUUCCCGUCAAACCAUCUUUGGACAAAGCACCAUCGCCCACAAAAGAUGUUGUUACACAAGAAAAGGAAGGUGAAAAACCUGCACAGCCGGAGCCGACACCCGUCGACAAAGUUGAACCCGAGCCAGAGAAACCUUCUAGUCCUAAGGAUAAAGCAAAGGAUUUGCCUGAAAAGACUGUCACUGAAAAGGAGCCUUCGCCUAUCAUGGAAAUCAAAGACAUCAUGAAGGAAACGCUUGUUAGCGAAAAGACCCCAUCUCCCAUCGAGAAACUUGAACCCGAUGCAUUAAAACCUUUAAGCCCUAAGGACGAAAAGGAAAUUUCAGAAAAGAAACCAAUUACAGACAAGGUGCCCUCUCCGACUGCGGACCUUAAGGACAAGGUAGAAGAGGUCACACCUGAGGAGAAAGUAAAAUCACCAACAGAAAAGGAAACUGUUGAAAAAGAGAAACCUUCGAGCCCGAAAGAACAAGAAAAAGAGGUUCCCGUCAAACCAUCUAUGGACAAAGCACCAUCGCCCACAAAAGAUGUUGUUACACAAGAAAAGGAAGGUGAAAAACCUGCACAGCCGGAGCCGACACCCGUCGACAAAGUUGAACCCGAGCCAGAGAAACCUUCUAGUCCUAAGGAUAAAGCAAAGGAUUUGCCUGAAAAGACUGUCACUGAAAAGGAGCCUUCGCCUAUCAUGGAAAUCAAAGACAUCAAGAAGGAAACGCUUGUUAGCGAAAAGACCCCAUCUCCCAUCGAGAAACUUGAACCCGAUGCAUUAAAACCUUUAAGCCCUAAGGACGAAAAGGAAAUUUCAGAAAAGAAACCAAUUACAGACAAGGUGCCCUCUCCGACUGAGGACCUUAAGGACAAGGUAGAAGAGGUCACACCUGAGGAGAAAGUAAAAUCACCAACAGAAAAGGAAACUGUUGAAAAAGAGAAACCUUCGAGCCCGAAAGAACAAGAAAAAGAGGUUCCCGUCAAACCAUCUGUGGAUAAAGCACCAUCGCCCACAAAAGAUGUGACAAAGGAAAAAGAAGAUGAAAAACCUGCACAGCCGGAGCCGACACCCGUCGACAAAGUUGAACCCGAGCCAGAGAAACCUUCUAGUCCUAAGGAUAAAGCAAAGGAAUUGCCAGAAACGACUGUCACUGAAAAGGAGCCUUCGCCUAUCGCGGAAAUCAAAGAAAUCAAGAAGGAAACGCUUGUUAGCGAAAAGACCCCAUCUCCCAUCGAGAAACUUGAACCCGAUGCAUUAAAACCUUUAAGCCCUAAGGACGAAAAGGAAAUUUCAGAAAAGAAACCAAUUACAGACAAGGUGCCCUCUCCGACUGAGGACCUUAAGGACAAGGUAGAAGAGGUCACACCUGAGGAGAAAGUAAAAUCACCAACAGAAAAGGAAACUGUUGAAAAAGAGAAACCUUCGAGCCCGAAAGAACAAGAAAAAGAGGUUCCCGUCAAACCAUCUUUGGACAAAGCACCAUCGCCCACAAAAGAUGUGACAAAGGAAAAGGAAGGUGAAAAACCUGCACAGCCGGAGCCGACACCCGUCGACAAAGUUGAACCCGAGCCAGAGAAACCUUCUAGUCCUAAGGAUAAAGCAAAGGAUUUGCCUGAAAAGACUGUCACUGAAAAGGAGCCUUCGCCUAUCAUGGAAAUCAAAGGCAUCAAGAAGGAAACGCUUGUUAGCGAAAAGACCCCAUCUCCCAUCGAGAAACUUGAACCCGAUGCAUUAAAACCUUUAAGCCCUAAGGACGAAAAGGAAAUUUCAGAAAAGAAACCAAUUACAGACAAGGUGCCCUCUCCGACUGCGGACCUUAAGGACAAGGUAGAAGAGGUCACACCUGAGGAGAAAGUAAAAUCACCAACAGAAAAGGAAACUGUUGAAAAAGAGAAACCUUCGAGCCCGAAAGAACAAGAAAAAGAGGUUCCCGUCAAACCAUCUAUGGACAAAGCACCAUCGCCCACAAAAGAUGUUGUUACACAAGAAAAGGAAGGUGAAAAACCUGCACAGCCGGAGCCGACACCCGUCGACAAAGUUGAACCCGAGCCAGAGAAACCUUCUAGUCCUAAGGAUAAAGCAAAGGAAUUGCCAGAAACGACUGUCACUGAAAAGGAGCCUUCGCCUAUCGCGGAAAUCAAAGAAAUCAAGAAGGAAACGCUUGUUAGCGAAAAGACCCCAUCUCCCAUCGAGAAACUUGAACCCGAUGCAUUAAAACCUUUAAGCCCUAAGGACGAAAAGGAAAUUUCAGAAAAGAAACCAAUUACAGACAAGGUGCCCUCUCCGACUGAGGACCUUAAGGACAAGGUAGAAGAGGUCACACCUGAGGAGAAAGUAAAAUCACCAACAGAAAAGGAAACUGUUGAAAAAGAGAAACCUUCGAGCCCGAAAGAACAAGAAAAAGAGGUUCCCGUCAAACCAUCUCUGGAUAAAGCACCAUCGCCCACAAAAGAUGUGACAAAGGAAAAGAAAGGUGAAAAACCUGCACAGCCGGAGCCGACACCCGUCGACAAAGUUGAACCCGAGCCAGAGAAACCUACUAGUCCUAAGGAUAAAGCAAAGGAAUUGCCAGAAACGACUGUCACUGAAAAGGAGCCUUCGCCUAUCGCGGAAAUCAAAGAAAUCAAGAAGGAAACGCUUGUUAGCGAAAAGACCCCAUCUCCCAUCGAGAAACUUGAACCCGAUGCAUUAAAACCUUUAAGCCCUAAGGACGAAAAGGAAAUUUCAGAAAAGAAACCAAUUACAGACAAGGUGCCCUCUCCGACUGAGGACCGUAAGGACAAGGUAGAAGAAGUCACACCUGAGGAGAAAGUAAAAACACCAACGGAAAAGGAAACUGUUGAAAAAGAGAAACCUUCGAGCCCGAAAGAACAACAAAAAGAGGUUCCCGUUAAACCAUCUGUUGAUAAAGCACCAUCGCCCACAAAAGAUGUUGUUACACAAGAAAAGGAAGGUGAAAAACCUGCACAGCCGGAGCCGACACCCGUCGACAAAGUUGAACCCGAGCCAGAGAAACCUUCUAGUCCUAAGGAUAAAGCAAAGGAAUUGCCAGAAACGACUGUCACUGAAAAGGAGCCUUCGCCUAUCGCGGAAAUCAAAGAAAUCAAGAAGGAAACGCUUGUUAGCGAAAAGACCCCAUCUCCCAUCGAGAAACUUGAACCCGAUGCAUUAAAACCUUUAAGCCCUAAGGACGAAAAGGAAAUUUCAGAAAAGAAACCAAUUACAGACAAGGUGCCCUCUCCGACUGAGGACCUUAAGGACAAGGUAGAAGAGGUCACACCUGAGGAGAAAGUAAAAUCACCAACAGAAAAGGAAACUGUUGAAAAAGAGAAACCUUCGAGCCCGAAAGAACAAGAAAAAGAGGUUCCCGUCAAACCAUCUUUGGACAAAGCACCAUCGCCCACAAAAGAUGUGACAAAGGAAAAGGAAGGUGAAAAACCUGCACAGCCGGAGCCGACACCCGUCGACAAAUAUAUCCCUGAGUCUAUAACAGCUUUGAGCCAGAAGGAUAAUGAAAAACCUUCUCUCACACCAGUUUUAUCCUCAACUUCUACUCAAGUGGAUGAAUACGAAAAAAAAUUGUUAAAACUGGAUGAAGAAACGUUAUCUGAUGAUACUGAUAAAUCUUCAUUAUUGAAAGUGGAAGUGGAAGGGGAUGAGUUUAACAUUCAAGAAUUUACUAUUAUAGAAGAUACUUCGGUCACUGAAGAAAAAGAAGAGAAGACACUUACAGUUGACGGAAAAAAUAUUGUUCAAAUUUUACAUAUAACUACUGUCAAGGAAAUUUUAGGUAAUAAAAAAAAUUCACUAAAGAAAUUGAGGACAACUAUAACAACAGUUACCGAAUCUAUUUUACCUGAUGGUAUUACUGAAAAAACUACCGAUGUUAAAGUAAUUGUUUCCGAUUAUGGAGAAAUCGACGACGCUGAAGCAAAUUUUGUAGAAGUCGGUCAACCUAGCGAACUUGUUACUACUACUACAGAAACCAAAUCUGUAAAAGGUGUUAAAAUAGAGCAAACUAUUACUAAAACCAUUACGAAACAAGAGUUACGAAAUAUUAAUAACAAUGACAAAAGAACUAAGGAAAUUAUUAGGACAGUUAUCCGAGAUAAAUACCCAGAUGGUAGUAUUAGCACUAAAACAAAUGAGGAAAUAUUAAUUUACGACAAAUUGUUUGAGGAAACUCGCAAGCCUCAAAUACAAACUGGUAGGUUUGACUUUACCGAGGAACCAACUGAAGAAUCAACUACUCAUGUUGAGACUAUUAUAGAUAAUGGCGUAUCCAUUAAACGUAAAACGGUUAUCACAAAAAUAACUCAAAUAGCCUAUAUGGUCUCCAACUGCACAAAACACACCAAAGUUACUAUUCUUACUAAUAUUGAAGAUGAAUAUCCAGAUGGUAAUGUUAUCAGGAAGACGAAUGAGGAAAUAACUUCUACUGAGGAAUUAAUUGAUUUCACAAAUUUGAGUGAAAAACUUGCAGAAUUCCUGAAAAAUGUUCCCCCGAUACAAGAAAUCCAUCGGAAAAUUCCUUAUCAACAAACUGAUAUAAAAUAUGCGGGGGAAAAAGAUCAAUCAAAAGAAGGCAUUCGUGUAGUUCAACCACAAAUAAAUGGAAAACCUGAAGAUCCUUCAAAUCUUCAUCUUCACAAAAAAGGACACGAUAGUAUAAAUGAAACCCUUAAAACAAAAUCUUUUAUAAAUUUAGCUACAGACAGUGAGAAGAUGUUACAUGAAGAAAGGUUGAGGCAUGAUAUUAGUAUGAAAAAAAUUACGGACUCAGUUACAACAAUCACCAGUACGGACCGAGAUUCCACGUCAGAUAUUUUAGGAUAUAGUAGUUCAGAAGAUAUAUCAAAAGAAUUAAGUUUAGAGGAAAAAUAUUCAUAUGAAAGUACUGAAAAAACUGAAAAAGGCCGAAAAGAGAGAGGAGAAGGUAUAAACAAUCUACAGAAAACCCUACAUAAAUCAAGCAAACUUGACCAGAGCUCAAUAGAUACAGAAGAUCAAUCUUUAAAACUGUCAACAAAAUUAGUUGAUGAUCAAAAAUCAAUUAAACAAGAUAUUCUCGGAUCGGAAUCUUCUCAAUCUGAUGAGUCUAUAACUGAACCCCAAAAACUUAUAUCUAUUAUCGAUUCUAGUAUUAGAAAAAAGAGUACAGAUUUAGUUGAUUCUGUUCAUGAAGCUUUUCGGGUUACCGACAUCCAACAGGGCAUCAAAACAGAACCUGUAGAAAUUAGUUCGACAAAGUUAGACCGUGUAUCAACACCGCCUACCGUGCCUGUAAGUCCUUUACCGAAAACACCUAGUAGUUUUCAAGAUAUUAAAAUCAGUGAUGGAGUUCAGAGUGAAGUUACGUAUGAUAAGUCAGAUAGUACGGAAGAAACAAUUACAAAAGUGGUACAUAUAGGGGAUGAUAUUCUCACUCAAAGAAUAUCUACUUCGACAGAGAAAGUUCCAAAACAAAUUAAAGCAACCAGUGAAGACGAGUGUGAGUUAGAUUUAGCUAACUUGAUGCAAACUGUCGGUAAAAUAAAAACCGAGACUGAUACAGUUACGAAAAUUAUUAAAGAGGGUGAAAAUUUAGUUACCCAAACAGUGACCACAGUUACGACUAAGGAAAUUAUUUCAAGGGAAGACGGUACUCCACAGAACAUCAAAACGACUAUAGAAACUACAACUUUGAGCAAGAGUUCCGAUGGUUCUAUUACUACGACAAAAGAUACGAAAACACUUCUUUCAGAAUGCUCCUCCAGCCUAAAAUCUACUUCAUUAAUGGAUUUGUAUUCAAAGGAUAGCAAAGUAGACAAAUUCCUAAUUGAUUCAGAACAUGAAAAGACUGAAUCGCUCCUGAGUGAUCAAAAAAUUGAAACUAUCAGUUAUGAUACCCAAAAGUCUUCUAGUGAAACAAGAGAACUAACUAAAAUGGUAAGUGAUAAAGAUUUUGCUUCAUUCUUGGAUUCUGAAGAUUUCGAAGACAAUAUUGAGGAUACAGUCAUAGACACCGAUGUCAGUAAAAGAAUUAUAAAAGAAGACAAUGUAGAUAUAAUUGAAACAGUUACAACAAUAACAAAAACAGAUACCAUUGGUGUAGACGAUACAAAAAAAAUAAAGAAAACGACUACUGAAACGAAUGUUACAAAAGAAUAUCCUGAUGGAACUAAAAAAGUUCAAAAGAAUGUUGAAGUCCAAUCAGAAGAAAUAGGUUCUGAUAUAAGUACCAGUCUUGAAAAAAUACUCAAUGCUUUUAUUGUGCAUGGGGAGCCUGAAGAAAGUGUUUUUACUAAAAGUGAAGAAAUUGUUACUAAUAACAUAAUUAUUCAGCGGACAAUUGUAACUAAAGUUAUAAAAACAAAGUACGCAGAUUGCCAUGGAAACAUAAAAAAAAUUAAGACUGUAACUAUUGUGACCACAACCGAUCGUUAUCCAGAUAAUUCAUCAGAAACUAAAGUUGAUACCAGUACAACUUUAACUGAUGUUGAAGAGGAUAAUGUUAUCGAAUCUACAGAACUCAUUGAUUAUACCAUUGAAGAGAAUAAAACCACAAAUAUUGAUACCAUCCAAAAAUCUGUAAUACUUGAAGGCCAAGAUGUAAAUCAAAAAAUUACAACAACAACCACCAAACAGACACUCACAACAAAAGAUGGAUCAAAGAAAAAACUUAAAACUACAAUUGAAACGGUUACUGAAUCUACCUACCCCAGUGGAACUAUUGAAGUAACCAGGCAGACACAAGUUUUAAUUUCCGAUUGUGAACCAGAAACAGAAGAUAGUGCACCCGAAGGUUUCGAGAUUGCUGGAGAACCUAAAGAACAAGUUACGGAAGAAACUGAAAUUAUUAAUGAAAAUGGCUUAAACAUUAACAGAAAAACCGUUAUUACCGUACUUAGACAGGAAUUUAUUAAUAUUUCCAGCAACAUCAAACGAAUACAAACUACAACUAAGACUGUCGUAGAAGAUGAAUAUCCUGAUGGAUCAGUUAUUACAAAAACAAGUGAAAAAAUAUCUAUAUCGGAUGAAGCUCUCAAAACGUCCGAACCUGACAUAAAGGACGUAAAAUAUUCUGAAUCUCUUUCUACUACAGAUGAAAGCGCGAGUGAAUGUCUGAUUGAUGAUACAAUCUUGAAAUCCUUGACAGCAACAGAACCUCCAGAGGAGACUGAAGCUCAUGAAUCGACAAUCGUACAACAUGACGGGAUAUUUAUAAAACGACAUGUGUUAACAAGAACUAUAAAAACGAAAUAUUCAGAUAGUAACGGAAUUCUAAAAAAAGUGAAAAUAAUUACGAUAAUUACUACAACAGACACAUAUCCAGAUGGUUCGACUCGCGUAAGUGUCGAUAAAAGGCAAACAAUAAACGACAUUGAAAGCGUAGACAUGGUAGAAUCUGAAGCACUACAAAAAUACAGUAAAUUGAUUGACCGCAAAGUUAACACAGAAGUCAAACAGAACAUCAUUACUAAAGAUGGUAAACAUGUUCCUCAAGAGAUUACUGUAACGACAACAAAAGAAAUUUUAUCUACGGAAGAUAGUAAAUUUUCUAUAGUGAAGACAACAAUAGAAACUAUUACAGAAACAAAAUUGUCAAAUGGAGUCAUCGAAGUUACUAAAGAUGUGCAAGUUUCCGUGGCUCAAAAUGAAGAAGAUUCAUUUGACGCAGAUUUGGCUGGUUAUACAGAACAUGGAGAACCCGACGAAAAUACUACAACUGAUGUCGAAGAAGUCUUUGAGGGAGGCAUCAAGUUAAGAAGGAAAAAAACUAUAGUGACAACUCGUCAAGAGUAUAUAAAUAGUGAAAAGAGAUCUAAAAAAGUUAAGACCACCAUAACUACCACAAUAGAAGAUGAGCAUCCCGAUGGCACAGUAAUUAUAAAAAAGAGUGUUAAAGUAGCAGUAGCUGAUUUUCUUAUGAAAGAAAAGACUCUUGAAGACGAUACCAAGUCUGAUGAAGAAGGUGAUACUGUUGAAGAUUGUACAGAAGAUUCGUUUGUUAAUAAUGAAAUAGUUCAAAAAGAAGGUAUCGAAAUUAAACGAACUGUCACAACUAAGACUAGACGUGAAAUUUUAGCCAGUGGUGACAAAAACAUCGAACGAGUGAGAACCACAAUCGAAACCAUUACUGAUGAUGAAUACCCGAAUGGUGUUAUUGAGACUACUAAAGACAUUAAAAUAACAAUUUCGGAGUCUCAAAAGACAUACGACACUGAUUUAAAGGCUGCCCUGCGUGAUUUGAUACCGACUGGUAAAGUGAAAUCUUCAGUUGACAAAAAAUUAAAUGAAAUAUUCACCGAACACGGAAAAAAAGUUAUACAAACAAUAACAACUUAUAUUACUAAAGAGGAAAUGAUAAACAGCGGUAAAAAUCAAACUGCUGUAAAAACCAUCACGGAAACUGUAACAGAAAAUAAAAAUGAAGAUGGUACCGUAGAAGUUACAAAUGACAUAAGUACCCAGAUAACGUAUCUUCCCCUUGGUACUAGUUUAGAUGAUUGGUCCCCAGAAGAAUUAGAAAAAAUUGAAAAACAAUCAUUUUCUCCCGAUAGUGAAAAUAUUAGCGUAGACAAGGAAGACAAACCAAUAGUAAAUGACCUAUCUUUAGAAAAGAAAACAGAUUUCCAAGCGGACACGAAACCUAAAAAACGUUCUCCAGUAGGAGAAAUAACUACAGAAACUGAUACAUUCACAAAAGUACUACAUGAAGGAGAUAAUGAAAUCACUCAAACAAUUACUGUCGUUACAACCAAAGAAGUGAUAAGCCCUGAAAAAAUAAAGGUAACUGUUGAAACUACAACUGUUAGUAAAGGCAGUGAUGGUAUAACUAAAACCACAAGAUCAACCAAGACAACAAUAUCCGAGAUUAAGGAAGAAUUUGAAGAAAUAAUUGACACUGGUGAAAGUGAAAAGUCAUUUUCUAAACAUUCUUCUAAAACAGGAGAUAUGAGAAGUUCAUCCGCAGCUAGUGACUAUUUAGACCAUCCCGGAAUAUCAUCUCCACCAUCAGAUAUAAGUUCAAGGGAAUCACGAGCUGCAACACACAUUUGGGGUACUGAGAGUAGUGGAAUGUAUUACAGUGACGAAGAUGGUCAAGUUAGUCCAAGCAGCACUAAGUCACAGGUGGCACAGUCUCCGAGAUCAAAUUUGAGCUUUGAAAUGGAUACAAAAUCGCAUCAACCACAAGAAUCCACUUUUGAAAUGUCAGUUGAUAGAAUGGAGUUCGAUCCCAUGUCAACUUCAAUUUAUGGACAACUGCCCGAGGACGACUCAUGUACUUACUCCGCACAUUCCGAUGAUAAGACUGAACUACAUGUAAAGGAAAAAUCAAUAAUAAAAACCACGAAAGAAUUUUUGACUCAAGAGCUAAAGGAUUCUGAAAAAGCAAAAUACUCUGACGCUUCCUUUUUGGAAGAAGCCGACGAGCAAUUCGAAAAAGCUAUUGAAGAACAUAAAAAAGUUAGCGGAUCUGAAGUUAUGACAAGUGUCACUGGUAAAUAUAAACUUGACCAAAAAGAAAUCCAAAAAGAAGACAGAUCUUUAAUGCUCAAAGAAAUAAAAACUGACGCUAAGAAGACAGCGACAACCUCAUCAGCGAAGAGAACAGAAACGAAAGUGGAAACAUCUGAAAGGAAGGAGAGCGGUACUUCCUCUCGGGAUCCCAUUGAAUCGUGGGGCAAGCCGCUUGGUUUACCGAGCCCUAUACUACCGGCAAGUCAAACAGAUGGUAAAAGUACACCGAAAAAACAAGUACCGAGCUCAACAGUUGCAAAUAAAAAUAAAAUUAAUCAAGAAAAAAGUAGAGAAGCAAAAAGACUGUCUGAAUCACCCACAAAGAAGAAGAGUCCAACACCCAUAUAUAUGGAUCUGACAUAUGUUCCUCAUCACGGAAAUUCCUAUUAUUCUGCGAUAGAAUUCUUCAAGCGAGUACGAGCUAGAUAUUAUGUAUUUUCUGGAACUGAACCCUCUAAGGAGAUUUACAAUGCACUUCUUGAUGCCAAAAAGACAUGGGAAGAUAAAGAUUUAGAAGUAACAAUUAUUCCCACCUACGACACGGAUGUGCUCGGCUAUUGGGUUACCGAGAACGAGGAAGCUCUUGAAAAAUAUAAAAUUGACCUUUCACCGUCAGCAUCCCGCUGCACCAUCAAUCUUCAGGAUCACGAAACAUCUUGUGCGGCUUAUAGGCUCGAGUUCUAGGUGUCGGGCCUAUUUGUUUCUUUCUCAUCGAAGAAGUGAACCUCCUAAUAAUUAAGUAUAUACUUUUGAAUGGGGAACCAAAGAUACGUUUUUGUUGUAGGAUAUAAUGGCUGUGAUAAAGAAAGAGCAUUCAAAAGAAUAUACGAGGUCGCUUCUCCGCAUGAGACAGUCAUCAAAUAGCGUUUAACCCUAUGUGAUAUUUAAAUGAAAUCAACAGACUGUGAAGGUUAAAGUAGCCAUGUAAUCAACAGUGUAUAAAGCGAUACAAGUGAAGAACUGUCUCCUUAGAAUCCGAUCUAAUGUCAAUAACCAAUUUUCGACCUAAUAACGGAAACGUCCAUUUUUUUCUAAAACUCUUUUCUAGUAGCGUCAAAAUAGUACAUGCCAUUUGAAGUAUUUUUCUGACGAUAUUUUUAAAUUUGGUCUUAUACAAUCAGUAGAGCUUUUAUACACGAUUUUUAGCAAAACCAGUCCAUUUUGUUUAGCCAAAACACCGCUUGCGCAAAAUUAAUUAUUUAAAAUUAAUUUGCUAAAGCAUCGUCAUUUCUAAAUAGUGAGUAAUAUAUAAUGUAAUGAUGCAAAACAAAAAUAAAUUAUUUUAGCGGACCGCUUUACACAGGACGUGAUAUUUAAAAAAUGAUGUCCACAUCCGACGGGAAGUCGAUACUGAAUCAAGGACGAACAUUCGAUUUCAUCUAAAUUACUGAAACUGUUUUGUAAUUCAGAUCGAGAAUAUAUUUAAGUAAUGUCUUAAAAAGACGCUUUUACGUCACACGACGAGCUAGUGCGGCUUGCACUUAUAAACCUAUAUAUACAUAUAUAUAUAAAUUGUUAUUGAUAGAUAUGUCUUCAUUUUUUCGUUUAAAAUGUAGACAAGGUAAAGAUAUUAUUGUUUGUAUUGAAAUGUGAACGAUUGUCACGUAGCCCGGACAUUAGUGAGAACAGAUUCCUCACUGUUUCCGCAACUCGUCCGGGCUACUCGUCAAAAUAAACGGACCAUGACUGUACAAAGAUCGAGAAUGUAAUCAAUGUUACUGUAUAUGGAAACAUCUAAAAUUGUGCCUGGAUUUUAAAUAUUUACAUAUACGCUAGCAUUUUCUAUGAUAUGGUCCUCGUUAAAGAUAUAUAUUAUAUUAUGUCUUUCUACAUAACCGAUCAGCCUAAGACUAUAGAGAGCUUACUCCAUUUAAACAAAUGUUUUAUUAGAAUUAUUAAAACAAAUUGAACUAUUUACCUUUGUUUUAAGUUGAACCUGCUUGUUGUGUCGAUGACUAUGGUAUAGUUUAAGUGAGUGUUGAAUAAUUUAACUCAUUUCGUGUACAGAACAGUGACAGAAUCUCAGAUUGUAUUGUGUUUUGUUAUUUCUUUGGUGAUAUUAUAUGAACUAGUUUAAAUUUCUAGUCGAAUCCAACCAAGAUGCUUCAACACGUAGUAUAUGUUCCUAUGGAUUGAUUUAUAAUAUUUUUAUUCGCUAUUUUUAAUAUAUAUUUUCUACGUGUAACGGAAGGAUCUUCGUGAGAUAGUCGUUUCUUUUACCUUCUAAAGUUCGGUUCAGAUAGGUUGCGAGUAUGUCGUCUGUCCUCACCAUCCACUCUAGAAUAAGACCUUCAAUAAAACGUUUUCUUCAGUUUCUUUGAUUGCCAAUUGAAAUGAAAUUUUCGAGUCAAUUAAUUUUAAGUCAUCCAUAGAUUUAAGGGAUCUUGAGCCAUUUGUCUGUCAUCGCUUUCUUUGCCAAACUUUAUAACUAUAGCUAAAAUAGUGAAAUCGAUUCUGUGUAACUGAUAGCACCAGCACAAUGUUAUGACAUAUAAAUCAUUUAAAAAAAAAAAGUAUUUAAAUAUUGUAUUUUUUUUGUAUUUAUCGAUAUUCUUCUAUUUAUAGAUAUAUGUUUAGAUGUCCGAGUAUGAGUGUGAGCACAAUGUUUCUGUUUCGCUUCUAUCGUGAGGACUACACAGGGAGAUCGUUAUUGUUUACUGUGAACAACACCGGCGCAUGUUAUCAUACGAUAUAUAUUUCUAUGUUCAACAAUAUGAAUUUAAUCUUGUUAAGUUUUCUAUCCAUGGACCUUACGUUUCGUUUCAUUCAGUUUCCGAGUAAUGCUUGUAGUAAUACAUGCGUCGGCGUCGUUUAUUACGCUUUUUGAGUGUUAGGGGUUAUUUCCUUGGCUUCUCCUCUACGCCAGGCGUCAGCUGGCCGAGAGCCCGACCCGAAAGUUUACUAACGUAUUUUAUAGCUAGAACUCUAAAUAAUGCAUAUUAUAUUAGGAAUAUUAAAAAAAAAAUGUUGUUUAAAUAAGAAUUGUAUCAGCUUAGUGAACAUCAAUAGCUCUGAGAAUAAGUCAUUAUUGAAAUUAUUGAGUGUCGCUCUCUUCCUACUCGCUGCUGCUGUUCGCGCUGUUCGCGCUGUUCGUGCUGUUAUUGAUAUGGAUACAGUUCAGGGAAACCUUUCUAUAUGAUACGUUGACGUCUUGUGUUUAAAUCUAUAUAUAGCGUAAUACAUGGACUAGUUAGUGUUCUUUUAAUGUGUAUUAGAAUUUAACUAUGUGAUGUAUACGCGGGUUGUCUGAUACGCUCGUUCGCAACCAUUCAGCCGACGCGAGUCCGUUGGUUGUGAACGAGUUCUUGGAGACUGAGUUGAGAUGCUUGUGGUGCUAAAGAUGGAUGCGGAGUUUUUUAUAUUUUUUAAUUGUUUGCUGUAAUAGAAAAUUCGAAAUUCCAUUACACGCUUGAUUGUAAGGCUGAUUCAUGAUUGGGUGGUUUUGUUUUAUAAAUAUUCUGGCACAAACAGGAAACAUGAGCCGGUUUGUUUUCUAUGACACUAAAGGUAUGACACAACUUGAAUGUUAUGAUUGAAAAAUGUAUGAUUUUAAACGUUUUGUGCCAGAUCAUUUAAUUUUUCUUACUUUUCUAUACUCAUUUCCGUUUUUGAGAUAUUUAAUAAUUUGAAUAAUGAUGUACGUCAUUAGGUAUUACUAACGAUUAAUGUAACUUAAUUAUAAACAUAUUUAAUAAAUACCAUUCAUUGUAUCAGUCGUUUCGCUAUUCGUCAUUGAGCGUGUUUGGUGAGGAGUAAGGAUCAUUAAAAUAAAUAAACAUAUGUCGAAAUA
This is a messenger RNA of Danaus plexippus (monarch butterfly), 36393 nucleotides long. Its product is annotated as titin. Gene Ontology annotation, molecular function: actin binding; microtubule binding. Lineage: Eukaryota; Metazoa; Arthropoda; Insecta; Lepidoptera; Nymphalidae. The coding region runs from base 114 to 33287 and encodes 11057 amino acids. Gene Ontology annotation, cellular component: cytosol; dendrite; neuronal cell body. The transcript has 12 exons. The record is from RefSeq and is a predicted model, not a curated record. Gene Ontology annotation, biological process: dendrite development; regulation of microtubule depolymerization; microtubule cytoskeleton organization.